AUGAAGGCUUACUGCCUUAGUUCCGGCUUCAAUGCCACUGAAGCCCAAGCACCCAGUCCCCAUGUCAAGCCUACAAAUGCUUCGCUCACUGAAGGAGAUCAACCACUCUGUGCAACAGAUAGCCUUAAAGGCCUAAGUUAUACCAAUGCAAUGGCAGAGGGCAAUGGCACCAAGUAUGUUCAGGCCGGCGGCAAAUCUACAUCGGCGGGGACGCAUACGGAUACGAAAACAAUAUCCAAUCGCUUCCACGGCUGCUCGAUGCGAAGAUCAAAUCAAAGCAAGAACAUAGAUUAUGCAAUUUCAACAGUGGCGCACCAAGUUCACAAACUAAGAUCUCUAGCACAUAACAGCACAUGCAAAGGCACAUGCAAUGACACCAUAUGCCAAGGGAAGGGGAUAUUUGUCUAUGAUCUGCCUCCAAAGUUCAACAAAGAAGUGCUGGAUGGAUGUGCUAAAAUCUUCCCAUGGAUGAAUUUUUGUGGGCACCUCUCCAAUCAAGGCCUUGGGCGCCUAGUCCACGAACUGGGUUCGAAUUGGUACGCGACCAACCAGUUCUCGCUCGAGCCGAUCUUCCAUUCGCGGAUCAAGAAUCACCCUUGCCGGGUUCUUGAAGAAGAAAAGGCCUCACUUUUCUACAUACCAUUUUAUGCAGGAUUGAAUGCAAUGAAGGGCAAUUCCCAUAAUUCCCCAGUUCAUACUAAGGACCAGCUUGGAUUGGAGCUAGUAGAGUGGAUGAAGACCAAGAAGUCAUGGGUCAAGAACCAGGGAAGAGACCAUUUUAUAGCUGUGGGCACUAUCUCUUGGGACCUUAGAAGAAAGACUAAUGGUCAGGGCUGGGGAACAAACUUAUUGGAGCUUAAUGAAAUGCAAAACCCAAUUAAACUAAUAAUAGAGCGCCAACCUUGGCACAGUAAUGAUGUAGGGAUUCCUUACCCCACCAACUUUCACCCUACCUCUGAUCAGGACAUCAUCAGUCUACAAUCCAAGCUCUCUGAAUCCAAACGGAAAACUUUGAUUAGUUUCGCCGGCAGCGGGAGACCGAGAAUGAAGAAGAACAUCCGCAGGAUCUUAAUCGAGGAAUGCAUGAGAAACUCUAGUGUUUGCACAUACCUUGACUGCAAGUUAGUUGAUUGUGUGAGCCCAGGCACUGUGGCGAAGCUUUUGAUGGAGUCAGAGUUUUGCCUGCAGCCUCCAGGUGACAGUCCGACAAGGAAAUCGUUCUUUGAUUCUCUGGUUUAUGGUUGCAUUCCUGUUGUAUUCGAUCCUUUCACGGCGCACUUCCAGUAUUCGUGGCACUUGCCGGAGGACUGCCGGCGGUACUCGGUUUAUAUAGAUCAAGAGCUAGUGAAGCAGGGGAAGGUGGAUGUCAUGAAUGUUCUCAGUGGGAUCUCGACUGAAGAGAGAAGGAAGAUGAGAAGAUACAUAAUUUUUGAGCUCAUGCCGCGAAUUAUCUACGCGAAUUAUGACUCGAAACUUGUGAAUUUUCGGGAUGCCUUUGAGAUUUCUAUUGAUAAUAUGCUACGGAUGGCAGCUUGA
This is a messenger RNA of Nymphaea colorata (pocket water lily), 1536 nucleotides long. Its product is annotated as xyloglucan-specific galacturonosyltransferase 1-like. Bases 1 to 1536 code for a protein of 511 amino acids. The record is from RefSeq and is a predicted model, not a curated record. NCBI's taxonomy places the organism in Eukaryota, Viridiplantae, Streptophyta, Magnoliopsida, Nymphaeales, Nymphaeaceae. The transcript has a single exon. Gene Ontology annotation, molecular function: glycosyltransferase activity.